Caenorhabditis elegans is the source of this 839-nucleotide messenger RNA. It is a transcript of the gene C05G5.3, whose product is annotated as Matrix-remodeling-associated protein 7 helical domain-containing protein. The record is from RefSeq and is marked reviewed. The transcript is spliced from 6 exons. Lineage: Eukaryota; Metazoa; Nematoda; Chromadorea; Rhabditida; Rhabditidae. The coding region runs from base 10 to 669 and encodes 219 amino acids.
AGUCACAGAAUGUUAACUGGCUACACUACAGAAGAGUAUAUUCAAAUUGGAUUUACUAUCCUGUGUGGAGCAUUGAUUGGGUGGCUAAUCAAUCGUUUUUACUUUAAAGGGCGCGUGGAAGAUUCGAAAAGCAAUCUGAAAAAUGAUGAGCAGUUUUCUGGAAAAAUGAAUACGGCAAACAUCAAGAAAAAUCGUGUGAUCUUUAGCCCAGAAGUUUGCGAAAAUGACCCACCAAAGGAAAGGGCUUCAAACUCUGAAAAGGACAACAGUGAGGAAAAAACUGAGAGUGAAUCAGAAACUGAUGAGCAAGAUGAAGAUGAAGAAGAGGAGCAGAUGCCACAGUUUAAUAACCGAAAAAUUACAAAUACUCAGAACUUUUGUCCAGAUGAACCGUCAACGUCUCAGGAAAAUCCUUUUGCCAAAGAGCUUUCCGAUGCUGACAAGAUGAAUGUAACAAUUGGAAAGCUCCACGGAAAGCUUGCCACUGCUCAAUUAAAGGCGAAAACCCGUCAAAUCGCCGCAGAAAUGAGUAACGAGGAGAAAGAAUAUGAAGCAAAAAUGAAAAACAACCAAAUGGAAUCAAUCAUGAGACUGAUGAUGCAAAACCAGGAAAAGUUCGGCAUGAGCAGUGACGACAUCAAAGAGCAAAUGAAUCUCUACAACUUUUAAGAACAUAAUCUUUUAAUUAUUUUUUAUUUGCUACUUUCGUAUUGUAAAACAAUUCAUGUCAGCAAACUUUUACCAAAAACUCACAAUCCACUUCAUUCCAUAAUUGAUAUUUGUCCCAUGAUCAUCAUCGCAUAACUUCCAUGUACAAAAAAAAUAAAUACUGUUGAAUC